GAAAGUAAAAAUCAACAAAAUUCACCACCAAUGAAAAAUUAGUCUUCCUUCAUUGAAUAUGAUGAUGAUGAUGAUCUGAUGUAAAAAAAAAAUCAUUCAUGGAAAAGAUCAUCCAUUCACUGAUCCUUAUUACAUCAUUUAUAUAAACUGAUGAUAUUUCCAUAAUUAUUUCAUUAAAAAAAUGAUCUAUACUAUUGAUUAUUUUAAUGAAUAUCAAGAUCAUUUCAACCAUUGAAUUAUUGAAAUAAACUUUAAUGAAACAAAAUAUUCAAGAUUGAAAGAAUCUAUUGAAAUAGAUCAUAUUCAAUUCAAUUUCUUUUUUUAUCCAUGACAGAACAAAUACCAUUUCAACGUACAUCUACCAUAAAACAUCGUAUUAGUAGAACUGGUUCAAUUGGACAAGAUAAUAAUAAUAAUAAUAAUACAAUUGGUAAUAUGAUAAUAACUAGUGGAAUAAAUAAUAGUGGAAUACAACAUCAACAAUCCAGUAUAAGAAGACCAUCAAUUAUGCAAAAAUAUAUGGGUGAAAUUGAAUUUACUGGAUUAAAUCAAACAGCUAGAUUUUGUAAAUUAAAUAGUGAUACACCAGAUUCUGUAUUACGUGAUAUUCUUAAACGUAAAUGGGGUUUAAAACCACCUACAUUAAUUAUAACUGUAUUUGGUACAGAUUUUGAAAAGAAACGUAAAUUAAAAAUGAUCUUUAAAAAAGGUUUAUGGAAAGCAGCUGAAAGUGGUUGUUGGAUUGUAACUGGUGGUUUUCAUUUAGGAGUAAUGAAGUUAACUGGUGAAGCUGUACGUGAUUACACCGAUGCAUAUGGUGGAAAUCGAAUGAUGGCAUUUGGUGUAGCAAGUUGGGAUUGUGUAACAAAAAAUGAAAUACUUGAAGCAGCUUUACAUGAGGGUACAGCAGUGUAUCAAUCUGAGGAAGAUGAAGAAGAAGAAGCUGAAGAUAGUGAACCAAUUUUAAUUGAUCCACUAUCACAAAGCGGUUUAAAAUCUGUUCGUAGUGAUAUUGAAGAACGUGCCUUAGAUCCUAAUCAUAAUUUUUUUGUUUUAGUUGAUGAUGGAACAACUGAUCAAUUAAAGGGUAAAGAAGCUGAAUUACGUGCAAGAUUUGAAAGAUGUAUAUCAUUAUGGAAUUGUGCAAGUAGUCCACAAGAACAAACAACAACUGCUACAAGUCCUCAAAGUGGACCUAUAAGUUCUACAACACAUUUACAACAACAACAACAGCAACAACCUCAAAAUGGUAUUUCUACACCAUCUAACAUCAAUAAUAAUGUAAACUCAGUAGGAUUACAAAGACAAGGUAGUACAAUGGGUGGACAAGUUAGUACAACAUCUGGUCCACAAACAAGUGCAACAUCAAUUGGUAAAAAUUCUGGUAUAACCGGUGGUUCUACUAGUAAUUCUGCUUUAAGUAAAGGUGCAAGUGAACCGAUAGUUAGUAAUCAACCUAUUUCAACUGUAUCAGUUACACGUGGAAUAAAAGAUAAACUUACUACUGAAUCAAGUCUUAAACCAGCAAAAAGUGGAAAAUCAGUUGGUAGUGAAGAAGAAAUUUUAGUUCCAAUGUGUGGAUUAGUUGUAGGUGGUGAUCGAUUUACAUUACGUCAAGUUUAUUGUUCAAUGAUUAGAAAUCGUUGUCCAAUUGUUGUUACAAAGGGUACAUCUGGUGCAGCGGAUGUAUUAGCAUUUGGAUUAGAUGCUGCAAAUAAAAUGGCAUCUGAAGAAGUUGUUGAUGAUAAAGAUCAAGUACCAUUAGAGGCUAGGCUUGAAUCAAUCAUUGAAGAAUUUCUUGGUGAUUUACAUCCAGAUUAUACAAAUUAUACAGAUGAAGUGAAUAUGUUAUGCGAAAUAAUCAAUGAUUAUACAAACUUAGUAUCAGUAUUUGAUAUGGAAGAAGAUUCUGAUUUGGAUGGAUAUGUAAUCUCUUCAUUGCUUGCCAGUGCUGGUACCACGGUUACAUCAGAUCAAAUUAAUUUAGAACAAUUAGAAAUUACUUUAACAUUAAAUCGUGCUGAUAUUGCACGUGAAAAAAUAUUUUUAGAAAAUAAAAAAUGGAAAAAAGGUCAAUUAAAUGAUUAUAUGUAUCAAGCAUUAAUGAGUGAUCGACAUGAUUUUGUUAAAUUAUUCUUAGAACAAGGUUUUAGUUUAGAAGAUUUUUUAACCAUCUAUAUGUUAGAAAAAUUAUAUACUGAUCAAUUAAAAAAUUUGAAUUCAAAAGUAGCAAUAUUCAAUAAAAUGUGGGAAUAUAAUCGAUCACAUCGAAAACUAGGCAGAACUGUAUCCAAAGAACACAAGACAUCGAAAGUGGCAUUACGUGAUGUUGGCAAAGUGAUUAAAGCAUUAGUUGGUGAUUUUUAUCAUCCACUUUAUUUAAGUAAAGAAUUUCAAGCGAAAUUAAUGCCGGAAAAAAGGCUAGAAGGAGCUGGAACACGAGCAAUAAUUCGACGAGGAGCUACAAGUGUUGAACCAGCUGAAAAGAAUCAUGAUGAUGGAGAUGACAAUGAUGAUGAUUACAAUGAUGAUGGUGAUGAUAGGGAAUAUAAAGUUGAUGAAUUAUAUGGAAAUAAUAUUGAUGGAUAUACAAUUAAUUCUAGAUUACCACGUAGUUCAACUACAAUGACAACAGUUAGUGGUGAACCAUUGAUUGCAUCAACUAUUUUACGUUCUAAUGAAAAAGGGAAUACAAUGGGUACAUCAACAAUAACACAUAUUGGAGGGAGUAGAUUACGAGAAGGAAAUAUUCCACAUCAAUAUCAUUCUAUAGAUCAAAUGAAUUCAUCACGUUCCCAUUCACGUAAUCCAAUGAUAACUAUAUAUGAUAAACAACAAAUAGAUGAUAUCACUGAUGAUAUAAAUAAUCAAUCUAAAAAAAGUAAAUAUUUAUCCGCUACUAGAAAUAAUGAUGGUAAUCGUAAUGGGCAUAGUAGUCGAAAUAAACAUGGUCGACGUUCAUCAUCUCAAACCAAUGAACAUGAUAUGUUGAUACCAGGUCAACCACUUAUAUAUAAUGCAACAGUUACUAAUGUUAGUCGAUCAGGCCAUGGUUCACGUGGUCCAUAUACAAGUCUUGGUCCAGGACAUUUCCGUAUAGCUGGAAGAGCGCCAUUAGCUUAUGAUACCACUUCUAUGGGAACAACAACUCCGAUUCAAUCACCAAAACCAGCUAUAAAUGAUACAUUACAAUUUUCAUUUGACAAUGAACAUGUACAACGUAAUUCUGUAUUGAUUUCUCCAAUUCAAAAUGAAAAAUCAACUAAACCGGUACUUUUUGAAGAUGAAGCAAAUAAUAAACCAUCUAGAUCAUGUUUCAUGUCAUGUAUACAAAAAAUUUCAUCAUUCUGUAGUCGAUUAUUCAGAUGUAAUACUGAUUCAAAGAAAUCAAACAAAGGCUUAAAUGUUAGUCAAGAACCGGCUGGUAUUAAAGGGCCUAAAGAAUUUGCCACUCUUCGUGCAAUGGCAGCAUUAGCUGCAGCGACAGCAGCAACAGCUGUAGCAGAUCCAACGAAAACUUCUCCAGGAGAUUUAUUAAUUCCAUCAAAUUUCUUUGAACCAGUUAAAAUGAUGCAUCUAGAUCAUCCUGACAUGGUUACAGAAGAUUAUGAAGAACAAACAAAAUCAAUUCAAUUGGAUCGUCCAGCUAGAGAACUAUUAAUUUGGUCUAUAUUAGUUGGUAAACUACGUAUGGCUGAAUUAUUUUGGACGAUGGAAAAAGAACCUAUCGCAGCUGCUCUAUUAGCUUCAAUUCUAUUGACAUCUUUAGGGAAUAAAACAGAUGAUUUUACUGAUAAAGAAGACUAUAGAAGCUUUGCAAAAAACUUUCAAGAACGUGCUGAAGGUGUCUUGAAUGAAUGUUAUCGUGAAGAUGAACAUAGAACACAAUUAAUUAUCAAUCAUGAAUUAAUUUAUUAUGGUCGUAGUUCAGUAAUUAAAUUAGCUGCUGAAGGUCAAAGUAUAAAAUUUAUGGCACAUCCAUGUUGUCAAGAUUUUCUUACAAAUACAUGGAGUGGUAAUUUAUCAACUAAGAAUAGUGUAUUUAGGUAUAUUAUGGGGGUUGUUUGUGGAUUGACAUUACCAUUUUUAAUACCAAAAGUUAUAUUAUCUAAGCCUAAAACAAUUCCAACUACAGAAGGAGAAGAAUCAAGUCCUACUUCUGAACAACAAGGAUCUACACAAAAUAAUCAUACUUUAAAAUAUGUUUUAACUGCAGAAGAUGCUGGUAAAAAAGGUGUUCGAAAAACAUUACAAGCUAGAACUUUGGAAUAUAUUUCACAGAUUCGUGACUUUUAUAUGGCACCAGUUGUUCGUUUUGUGUAUAAUACUAUUUCAUACAUCACAUUUCUCAUCUUAUUCAGUUAUUUAUUAUUAGUUGAUUUUCGAAUCAAUAUAACAGUCGUUGAAUAUGUUGUUAUUGCUUGGGUAAUUACAUUAUUUAUAGAAGAAAUUAAACAGAUUGCAUGGGCUGUAUUAUCUGGUAUUAGUUUUAGAACUUAUAUAUCUGAUGGAUGGAAUAAAUUAGAUUGUGCUGGUUUAGCAUUAUAUAUUGUUGGUUUUAUAUUAAGAUUAAUUGUAUUAUUACGAUUACGUGGUCAUGAAGGAGAGAAUUUUAAUAUACAAUAUGAACGUUAUUAUAUUGUGACAGAUCCAAUAUUAGAUCCAUCACGUAUAUGUCUUGCAAUUAGUUUAUUCACAUUCUAUAUACGUUUAAUGUAUACAUUUAGUUUUCAUAUUGCAUUAGGACCAAAAUUAAUUAUGAUUGGUAAAAUGGUGACCAAUGAUUUAAUUCCAUUUAUGAUUAUUUUAACUGUGAUUAUGGUUGGUUAUGCAGUGGCUGCACAAUCAAUCGCCUAUCCAAAUGGUUUAUUUACCAAAGAGAAUAUGACAUUAAAUUCUGAAAUUAAACAUAUGACAUUUGCUGAUAUUAUAUUUUCAAUGUAUACAACCGCAUAUUUUCAAAUGUUUGGUGAUUUUAGUUUAGAUGCAUUACAAGGAGAAGAUCGAACAUGUCAAAAUCAUAUGUGCCCUACGAAAACAUCACGUUGGCUUGUACCUAUUAUGCUUGGAUUCUAUGUAUUAUUAACUAAUAUACUGAUGUUCAACUUACUUAUUGCCAUGUUUUCUAAAACCUACGAAGAAAUAGAGAGUGCAUCAACAUACUAUUGGAAUUAUCAAAGAUAUCAAAUGAUCAAUGAUUAUGUUCAUAGAUCACCACUUGCUCCACCAAUUAUCAUUGUUUGGCAUUUCUAUGAAGCAUAUAAAGCUAUUGGAAAUCAAUGCGCAAGUUUAAGAAAUGCUGAAACAGCAAAAUAUAAUCCAUUUUGUGUACGAUUUACCGAUGUGAAAAAAGAAAGAGAAAUGGUCAAAUGGGAGCAUAUGAAAGCUAUGGAUUAUUUAAGAGAACCAUCAACUAAAGCAACUGGGAAAAGAGGUGUAGCUGAAUCACGUGCUGUGGUAUUUCGUGGUGGUGGAGGUGUUGGUCCUGGUCAAGGACCAGUAAUGGAUUUAAAAAGUGAAAUGUCCAGCGUUACAGAGGGUAUUGGAAUGGAAUUAGAAAAACGUUUCAAAGAGAUUGAUAAUCAAUUUCAACGUUUUAAUGAUGUCGAUUCACGUUUGAAUGAUGUAACACAAUUAUUAACAAAUUUAUCUGAAGUAAUCAGUAAUGUGACUGAAACACAACAACGAAUUAUUCGACAAAUAAAUGAACUUCCUACUUGUCAAUGUAAUGAAUUCACUGAUGAGGUUGUUCCUGUACAAAAAUCCACUACAACUCAAGCUGAUUCAGGAACAGCAGAAACUAGAAAACGUACAAAACUAGAAGUAGCUAUUCAAUCUGCAUUAGAAGCAGCUAAAGAUGUACUACGACCACCAACACCACCACCACCACCGCCACCACCUCCUCCACCUCCAAGGGAAUCACCUGUUCUAUUAGCUGCUGUUGUUCCUGGAUCCGAAGAUGAUUCAAGUGGUUCAGAAGAAGGUGGUGAUCCUUCAGCUGAUCCAGUCAUAGUACCUCAAGUUCCAGAUAUUAAAACUGGAAGAGUUAUUGAAAGAACAUUAGGUGAUCAUCGAUUAUGGAGAAUGGCUCCAUUUAAUUUUGAAAAAUAUCCUGGUAUGAGAAUGAAUGUACCACCGGAACGAAUGGCAUGGACUGUGGAAUAUCCGGAUUACUUUGCAUAUGAUGCUUGUGAAGAAGUUUUAUUAUUCCCAUCAGAAGAAUCACAUGAUGGUGUUAAUUUUACCCAUGGAAACAUCGUAUUUACUUUUCAACAUAGUGAACAUCUACGUACAAUCAAUUUUAAUCAAUAUGAUUCUAAAGCUAAAUUACGUAGACAAAGUUUACUUGGUCGUUAUCGUUUAGAUUCAACAACAGGUGCACCAUUAAAUCCAAUGGGUAGAACAGGUUUAUUAGGUAAAGGAUUAUUACCACGUUGGGGUCCAAAUCAUUCAUUUGUAUUAUGUAUUACAAGAUGGACAAGAGAUACACGUACUGGUGUACAAGUAAUAAGAAGUAAUCGUGGUGUAUUACAAUAUUUGGCAUUAGAACGUAAUAAGAGAUUAUGUAUGCCAUGGUAUUUAACAGAUCAUACAAACAAAUGUGAUUUUGAUGAAUGUGUACCAAAGAUUAUAAGCAGUUUAGUGACUCGUCGAGGACGUGCUAUACUUCCAGAGAAAAGAGUUGAAAGAUUAUUGAAACGUAUUGAAAAAGCUGAAGUUACACAGAUUUUCAAAGGUUACUUAGAUGAUCAGUUAAAUGCUGAUAGUGCAUGGAUGGAAACUGUUGUGAUUAAUUUACAUGAAUCUGAGAGUAAAGGAGCUCAACUACCAGAUGACAUAUUAAAGUUACUCAAUGAACCUGGUACAGAAGAACAAUGUAAAUGGGUUGAAGUAUCACAUAGUAGUAAUCUACGUACAAGUCAUAAUUAUAUACUUAAGAAUGUUGCAGAACUUCGUAGAGCAUUCUAUUAAUUCAAAAUACUUCAAAGAUAAUGAACUCAUUCAUCUUACUUAUUUAUUACAUUAAACACAAAUGAAAAUGUUGACUGUAUUCUUAAAAUUUACAAACAGUAUUCAAUUCAUUUAAUGAAUAACUCAAUCAACUUUAUGAACAAAAGAUGGUCUUCAUUUGUUUGUUUGUUUAUUUCGUUUUCCUGGAAUUUCCAUGAUCCAAUCAAGUUUACUAUUGUCCAUUUUAUAAAGAGAAAUGUAUUAUUUCUUUAAUGUUUUAGUCACUGUAUGUUGUUUUGUUUUCAACAAUAUCAAAAAGAUGUACUAAUUUCAAUAAUAACAAUAAUAAUAAGUGA
This is a messenger RNA of Schistosoma margrebowiei, 7307 nucleotides long. Lineage: Eukaryota; Metazoa; Platyhelminthes; Trematoda; Strigeidida; Schistosomatidae. The record is from the annotation of a GenBank genome assembly.